AUGGCGCCAGCAAGCCAAUCUACUUACCAAAAAGACGAAAGAGUCCUUUGCUUUCAUCAUGAGAUUCUAUACGAGGCAAAAAUCCUCGACGUUAGGCACACCGAUGCUGAGGACAAGAAAAGUCCGUUCGAGUACCUAGUUCACUACAAGGGUUGGAAGAACACAUGGGACGACUGGGUGCCUCAAGAUCGGCUCCGGAAAUUCACGGAUGAAAAUAGGGAGCUCGCUACUACGCUCCGUCGUGAGGCAGAGGCUGCUUUUCGCCAGAAGAGCACAAAGACUACGUUGAAGAGAAAAGCAGGCUCCGACCGCGGCUCCGCCCGGGACAGCGAGGAGCGACAAACAUCAGUUCCUGGUCGCGCGACCAAGAGGGCCAGAGACAAUGAAAUUGAAAAGGAAGAACAUUUCUAUACACGACCAUCCGUGCGGAUUGUAAUGCCGGACAAUUUGAAAUCUCUCCUCGUAGAUGACUGGGAAAAUGUGACGAAAAAUCAGCAGGUUGUUGCUUUGCCGGCCAAAGCAUCAGUCAACCAGAUUUUGGAAGAUUUCACCGUGGAAGAGAAGCCCAAGCGUACGAGCGCGGCUGACCUGGAUGUCCUCGAAGAAGUAAUCAUGGGUAUCAAGGAGUAUUUUGACAAAGCCCUUGACAAGAUUCUGCUCUACCGAUUCGAGCGCGAGCAGUACAAAGCCCUCCGCAAGAAAUGGGAGGCGGGAUCUGGUGAAUAUUCCGAGAAGGGGCCCCUCGAUAUCUACGGGGCCGAGCAUUUGACGAGACUUUUUGCAACCAUGCCGGAGCUCAUUGCGCAGACAAACAUGGAUCUCCAGUCCACCAACAGACUCCGGGAAGAGCUGUCAAAAUUCACGCUCUGGCUCAGCAAGAACUCAGACAAGUAUUUCGCCACGAGGUACAUGACUGCAACAAAUGAGUACGUGGAAAAGUCAAGAGGUAACCCUAGUUCGGCAGCUGUAGCUGCCACGACGCGGCUCGUCUGA
Aspergillus udagawae is the source of this 993-nucleotide messenger RNA. Its product is annotated as MRG family protein. The coding region runs from base 1 to 993 and encodes 330 amino acids. The record is from RefSeq and is a predicted model, not a curated record. Gene Ontology annotation, cellular component: NuA4 histone acetyltransferase complex; nucleus; Rpd3S complex. Gene Ontology annotation, biological process: chromatin organization; regulation of DNA-templated transcription. The transcript has 4 exons. Lineage: Eukaryota; Fungi; Ascomycota; Eurotiomycetes; Eurotiales; Aspergillaceae.